Xenopus laevis (African clawed frog) is the source of this 2656-nucleotide messenger RNA. RefSeq names its product solute carrier family 39 (zinc transporter), member 12 S homeolog (gene slc39a12.S). Lineage: Eukaryota; Metazoa; Chordata; Amphibia; Anura; Pipidae. Gene Ontology annotation, biological process: bicarbonate transport; metal ion transport; zinc ion import across plasma membrane. Gene Ontology annotation, cellular component: membrane; plasma membrane. The transcript has 12 exons. Gene Ontology annotation, molecular function: zinc ion transmembrane transporter activity; monoatomic cation:bicarbonate symporter activity; metal ion transmembrane transporter activity. The record is from RefSeq and is a predicted model, not a curated record. Bases 231 to 2357 code for a protein of 708 amino acids.
ACUCCUCACAGACCCCUGUUGUUCAGAAGCAGCUUGUCACUGCAAAUCAGCUUAGUGAACCAAUUAAUAAAUUCCUUCAAAACACGUUGAGCUCAUUCUACUAAAGGAAGCCUUUUUUUUAUUUUGUUUUCGUCUUUAAAUUCCCCCUCAUUGGUAAUCCUGAAGGUGUGAUCACACUCUAUAACUAGUUUGUGGUUGUGUUUAUUUUGUUCCACGGAAACAAAGUUAGAAUGUUGAAGUGGAAGAAGAGCCUUUUUUGGAGAACUGCAGUUUUCUUCACAUUUGGUGCACUCUUUGUGUGUGCUAAAUCCCGCCAUGAGGACAGCAAGCAGCCAUCCAGCCAACAAGGACUCCUGCAAACUCUGUAUUCUAUAAAGUCUGGAAAAGAGACGUUCCUGCCCAAGAACAACUCAAUGGAUAUUUUAUCAUUAUUGCUGGAAAAAGUCAAAUGUCCUAGUGACAUACAUGGAAAACAAAAAACCUGCAUUCAGUGUCUUCAACCUGAGGCCCUACUCUUCAUGGCGGGAAGAAAUAAAAGCAGUGACGUAGACGAUGAUGCAAUACAGAAGAUAUCAGUCGUGCUUCUGUUUUAUAUAAUGAACCAAAAGGUCUUCUGUACCUCAAUGAAUAAUCUCACCACAACAGACUAUAAAUUCUAUCGCAACAGUCUUCUGAAAUUACGAAAGGAUGAAGACUGCCACUAUCUUUCCCUAAAUGAAAUAGAUGACAUUCUCUCUGCUUUAAAGCAAUAUUUCCAGCUACUUGAGGAAAUACAGUGUGCGGAUGUGAUUUCCAUGGAGGACACAUUUGCAAUGGUGGGCAGUACUGUGGUUGAUGAAAUAAAGCUUCCCAGGCUGGCUGAAAUUGUUCUUAUGUUAUCCCUUCAGCGUGUCUGUAUAACAAGAAAAGAAUUUCCAAAUGCAGAAUUCUUCACUGAUUUCAUUUUCCAAUCUUUCAACCGAACUAGUGACCUGACUACCACAGAUAUUGCUGAACUUCUUGGGAAACUUAAAGCCACCGGUGAUUGUGGCAAGUCAAGCCAUAGUCACAGAAAAAAAUCAGCAAGUUCUGUGAUACCACAAAAAGACCAAGAACACUUGUCUAAGCCAAAUGAAGAGGAGAGGCAUGACCACAGUGAAGUCUAUGAUGAGGAGUCACACUCAAGCUAUUGGCAUCAGGCUCACUCCUGUUUUUCUGUCUAUGAACUUGUGAAGAUAUUUUUAAAAAACAGUCAUUCUCCUGUUUCCAAAGAGCACUUUAAGCAAAUGAGUCCAGCAAUCAUUCAUCAGCUCCUUACUUGCACGUGCCAAUCAGAAGAUAAUGGAACAACACAGCUUGUUCCUCCCACCACAUUAGAGAAAUAUGGCUACAGCACAAUCUCGGUACUGCUUCUUACAAUCGGGUCCAUGUUUGGUGCCACUCUCAUCAUAUUUAGCUCUUGUGAGGAAAACUACAAACUUAUUUUACAGUUGUUCGUAGGGCUGGCAGUUGGAACGCUCUCAGGGGAUGCACUUCUACAUCUCAUUCCUCAGGUUCUUGGUAUACAUGAGAAUGUUUCCCACAAGCAUCCUAUCCAACAAGAUUACAUGGAAGAUAAUGAAUAUUUAUGGAAAAUAACGGGAAUGAUUGGAGGAAUUCAUGCGUUUUUCCUGAUUAACAAGCUUUUUUUCCUUCUUGUUUCAUCUACUAAGCAGGGUCGCUCAUUAAUGAAUGGGCACUUGACACAUUCUCAUGAUCUACCACUGGAUGCUCAUUUAGGAGAUCAAUCGAGGAAAGCAAAAUCUACCUCUACUAUUCAGUUGAGAAAUCCAGAUGACUGUGAGCAUUCUGAAGUUUCCAUCCCAGAAACUUUACCUGUUAGUCUUAAAGAAAGAAAGAAAAGCAAAGGAAUAAGUUUACUUGCCAUAAUGAUUCUGGUGGGGGACAGCCUUCAUAACUUUGCAGAUGGAAUGGUGAUUGGGUCAGCCUUUUCAUCCUCAACUGAGACCGGGAUUGCCAGUACAAUUGCCAUUCUGUGCCAUGAAAUUCCUCACGAAAUGGGUGACUUUGCUGUGUUAUUGAAUACAGGACUCUCUGCAAAAGUUGCCUUUCUAAUGAAUUUCAUAAGUGCAUUAACCGCCUUUGCAGGUCUUUAUAUAGGCCUCUCUGUUUCAGCCAAUCCUGAUGUUCAGAUAUGGAUAUUUGCUGUCACAGCCGGGAUGUUCUUAUAUCUGUCGCUUGUUGAAAUGCUCCCUGAGAUGAUUCAUGUUCAAACACAACGGCCCUGGCUGAUGUUUUUUCUACAAAACCUAGGACUGCUACUUGGAUGGUUUUGCCUGUUAUUGCUGGCAUUUUAUGAGCAUAAAAUUCAGUUUUAGAGAGAAGACCGGUGGGCUACAGUGUAAAAUUGUGAUCAUAUGUUCUCUGUGUGUUUUAUGUCACAUGUAAGUUCCCUCUUUUUAGGAUUUCAUUCACCAGGACGUGAAAGAAUUGUUUAAAAAUGUUGUACUUAGAAUUUGUGUCUUUUUUUGCAGUUGUUUUGGGUUUGCAUUGAUUCAAAAAGGGGUAUUUGCUCUUAGAUUGAUCUAUGGCCUGCUGAACUUCUAAUUCUCCAUUAUAUGCAUCGUUAUUCCAAAAGCUAAAACCUGAUAAACAAUAAAGCCAUGUCUGUAACUGG